AUGGCAGGAAGGAGGUAGACAGGGCUACCGUUACACAUAGACAUUAACUGUGUCCUCGAAUGGCGCCCUAUUCCUCUUUCUCCUACUUUUAACCCAGCCUCUCAUUUGAUUGACUUUGACGGAUGGAAAGAAGCAGUUUAAUCACAACUUCAAUCCCGCUUUACUUCUGCAUGCUCUGGAAAUAACUCACUCUCUCUCUCUCUCUCCUCUCGUCUCUCUCUCUCUCCUCUCUCUCUCUUCCGCCCCUCUCCUCCUUCUCUCUAGUCUCUCUCUCUCUCUCCUCUCUCUCUCUCGAUCUCUCUCUCCUCUCGUCUCUCUCUCUCUCUCUCUCUCCUCUCUCUCUCUCUCUCUCUCUCUCUCUCUACUGUCCUACUCAAGUGGAAACUAGUGGAAGGUUCAGGUAAUGGUGUAAUGGUGUCUGUCUAUUUAAUCCUAGAUUUAACUUUGUAUACAGUGGAUAGAAAGCAAAUGAACUUGGUGACCCACACACACACACACACACAGACUGAGACUUUGGCAUACAAGGACUUAGUUAUUUCACCCCUAACACAUAUCGGUGUGGUCAGCUGGGAGCUGGGCUGAGGAAUAUUCUGAGGCUACUGCAUUAAAGUGACACUGACACAUUUAUACAUAAAAUCAGUCCAGAAUAUACAAUUACAACCUACUAUGUGUUCCGCCCUGUGAUAGACUAGUGUCCUGUCCAGGGGGUGUCCUGUACACCAAGCUGCCUCACUACAGAAACAGGAGAUAGACUAGUGUCCUGUCCAGGGGGUGUACUGUACAUCAAGCUGUCUCACUACAGAAACAGGAGAUAGACUAGUGUCCUGUCCAGGGGGUGUACUGUACAUCAAGCUGUCUCACUACAGAAACAGGAGAUAGACUAGUGUCCUGUCCAGGGGGUGUCCUGGUACAUCAAGCUGCCUCACUACAGAAACAGGAGAUAGACUAGUGUCCUGUCCAGGGGGUGUCCUGUACAUCAAGCUGCCUCACUACAGAAACAGGAGAUAGACUAGUGUCCUGUCCAGGGGGUGUCCUGUACAUCAAGCUGCCUCACUACAGAAACAGGAGAUAGAUUAGUGUCCUGUCCAGGGGGUGUACUGUACAUCAAGAUGUCUCACUACAGAAACAGGAGAUAGACUAGUGUCCUGUCCAGGGGGUGUACUGUACAUCAAGCUGUCUCACUACAGAAACAGGAGAUAGACUAGUGUCCUGUCCAGGGGGUGUACUGUACAUCAAGCUGUCUCACUACAGAAACAGGAGAUAGACUAGUGUCCUGUCCAGGGGGUGUCCUGGUACAUCAAGCUGUCUCACUACAGAAACAGGAGAUAGACUAGUGUCCUGUCCAAGGGGUGUACUGUACAUCAAGCUGUCUCACUACAGAAACAGGAGAUAGACUAGUGUCCUGUCCAGGGGGUGUACUGUACAUCAAGCUGUCUCACUACAGAAACAGGAGAUAGACUAGUGUCCUGUCCAAGGGGUGUCCUGGUACAUCAAGCUGCCUCACUACAGAAACAGGAGAUAGACUAGUGUCCUGUCCAGGGGGUGUACUGGUACAUCAAGCUGUCUCACUACAGAAACAGGAGAUAGACUAGUGUCCUGUCCAGGGGGUGUCCUGUACAUCAAGCUGCCUCACUACAGAAACAGGAGAUAGACUAGUGUCCUGUCCAGGGGGUGUCCUGGUACAUCAAGCUGCCUCACUACAGAAACAGGAGAUAGGCUCCUGCCCUAUGGGCCAUUCUGGACUGGACAGGAGUACUUACUUUUUUCCUUGAGUUCCAUUAACAGAUGGUGUGUGUGCUGUGUGUUAUAGGAGCUGGCUUUGAGGACCCAACUACCUGUCAGCAUGGAGCAGGACGGGGGAACCGUCAACCCUGUGUCGUCCCCUGGGAUGGGCCAGGAUGCCAGAACCAUGACAACCAACAGUUCUGACCCAUUCCUCAACAGGUACGCCUUAUUCAGUUGUUUUGACAGCUUAUAGCAGCAGGUCUUAAAGUUUAUCACAAAGGAAUUAUACAUGUAAUUAUAUGGUGCGUUGCAUCUUUCCUCAACAGGUGUGUCUAUCUGUUUAUCUAAAGUCAGUGAGGGGCCCGUUUCCCAGACACAGAUUUAGCCUGGCCCACUAGAAACACCUUAUCUUUGUGUUAGCUACAUCUGUGUCCGGAAAAACCGUCUCAGGGUGUUCUCGAUAGGCUAAAACACAGAUCCAAAAAGAACAUGACUCAUGAUUUGUGUCAUAGUGUUUGAAGUAUUAGUAAGUUGCAGUGGGAUGACGUCAGCCCUAUUUGAAGUUCAGAGCAUGAUUACUGUAACCUAAUGUGACCUGAGCAGGCAGGAAAAACUCUGGGCUGUAGAGUCUCUGCCUCUCUUUCACUAGUAACUGUUUGUUUCCUCUCGAGAGUGUGUCUAUAAUGUGUGUUCCUGUCAGAACUCUCAGUGUGUGUGUGUGUGUGUGUGCAUUGUGUGUAUCCUAUCAUAACUGUGUGUGUGUGCAUAGUGCUGUGGUGGGGGGGGGGGGGGAGUUUGAGCCCCUGUGUGAGCCAUCUCUCAUCUUAACCCUGUUCACAUGGAAGUGACUCAUUCAGACCGGGGGGGGGGGGGGGGGGGGGGGGGGGGGGGGGGGGCUGUGAUGAGAGAGCGAGUCUGCACAAUACUGACAUCUGGUGGGCAGGAUGGGUUACUGCACGACACUGAGUUUCUAAACCCAGAGGCUCAAUCAACAUUGGUGAGACUUCUUGUUGGGCAUUUAGCUAGCCAAGGUCGCCAUGACGUUGCAUGAAGGUGUAAUCUGGGAUUUCAAUUGGAGGAGCAGUUUCUAGAUAUCUUCAUAUUAAACCAUUCUUUUCCAAUAUGGUUACACACACACACACACACACUCAUUGAAUUUCCUAUGCAGCUGAACAUUUUGUCAAAUUAUAUAAAUGUUUUUUUUAAUGAAACAUUUGCAGAUUGUAUUGGUUUUAAAAAGUGUCUUAAAUGGUUCAACUAACAAGGCAUUUGAAUGGUUAAGGAGUUUCAGCCACAACUUCCAGUGUUAUUGUCAACACAUUUUUUGGUAUUAUGUCUGAGCUGGAUGCAUUGAAAAUGAGUGUAUGCAUUUACAGUAAAAUUGUUAAUUGCUCGGACGCUUACAGGAAAUAACACAAAGACAUUUUACAUUUACGUCAUUUAUCAGACGCUCUUAUCCAGAGCGACUUACAGUUAGUGAGUGCAUACAUUUUCAUACUUUUUUCAUACUGGCCCCCGGUGGGAAACGAACCCACAACCCUGGCGUUGCAAGCGCCAUGCUCUACCAACUGAGCUACACGGGGCCCGUGUACAUAGACCUAUAGGAAUGGAGACUGUUACAGGCUUUGGUUUUUCCAUUUAUAUUUUGAGGUUGGAGGUUAGCACGUAGUCAGUAUGUGUUACACCUGUGCUGGCCCAGGUGAUAUUUAAGAGUGGCUGGCCCAGGUGAUAUUUAAGAGUGGCUGGCCCAGGUGAUAUUUAAGAGUGGCUGGCCCAGGUGAUAUUUAAGAGUGGCUGGCCCAGGUGAUAUUUAAGAGUGGCUGGCCCAGGUGAUAUUUAAGAGUGGCUGGCCCAGGUGAUAUUUAAGAGUGGCUGGCCCAGUGCUCCGGUUGUCUUGAUAGAUGUGGAGCGUUAACACCUUUAGUUGUCUCUCCCUAUUUGACUUCUAGAAAAACAUUUAUUUAUCUGAUCUUCCCUGUUUUCAUUUUGCUCCACUUUGUGGUUUGCUUCCUGUCUUUCAGUUUGUGGGUUUUUCUUGUCUUUGCCUCUUCUUGGGCAGAUUUAGUGGGUCUCAUGGUGGUCGUCUUUUAGGUCCCAGGUGUUGCUAGUCAACUUCCAGUGGACCCCCCCCAUGAGUGUCUUUCAGAACCCCUCCUAAAACCCCACCUGUUUAGUUUUGGUUGUUGGUCAGUGACUCUUUGUUAGUUCCCCCUUCUGUUUGAGCGACGUUAUUUGGUUUUCUCGCUGGGAAUGAGUGUGGUAGUCGCCCUAACCAUCUACUCUGAAGCUCUGCUGUUUCUGUCACUGACGUCCACCCUGAGGGUUUAUGAGAUUUGUAAGUUGCAUAAACACAUCUGAUCCACGUCUCUGCGAGAGGAUUUCCUCUUCCACCAAAACAGGACCGAUCAACUCUUUGACUACUGCUUUUGGAUUGCCAUAUGCCCUUACUGACUAACAAGGUGAAACCAACCGGUGCGCCCCACGUGCUAACAUCCAACCUGGAAAGACCAAAGCCUGUAACAUGACACAUGGAGGUCAGCUGUUUAGCCCUAUAGCCUCUGUUCCAGCCAAUGAGAGCCAGGCUGAAUAGACAGCCAGCCAAUGAGGGCCAGGGUGAAUAGACAGCCAGCCAAUGAGGGCCAUGGUGAAUAGACAGCCAGCCAAUGAGAGCCAGGGUGAAUAGACAGCCAGCCAAUGAGGGCCAUGGUGAAUAGACAGCCAGCCAAUGAGAGCCAGGCUGAAUAGACAGCCAGCCAAUGAGGGCCAGGCUGAAUAGACAGCCAGCCAAUGAAGGUCAGGCUGAAUAGCAAACAGCCAAUGAGGGCCAGGCUGAAUAGCAAGCAGCCAAUGAGGGCCAGGCUGAAUAGCAAGCAGCCAAUGAGGGCCAGGCUGAAUAGCAAGCAGCCAAUGAGGGCCAGGCUGAAUAGCAAGCAGCCAAUGAGGGCCAGGCUGAAUAGCAAGCAGCCUGUGAGAACAUGUGAUCCAGUCAGCAGACAGGCCAGACUCUUCUCUCUCUACUGCCCUCCCCUCCCCCUCCCCUCCCCCUCUCCUUCCCCUCUUCUCUCUCUCUCCCUACCUCCCCUCCCCCUCCCCCUCCCCCUCCCCUCCCUCUCCUUCCCCUCUUCUCUCUCUACUUGCCCUCCCCUCCCCCUCCUCCUUCCCCUCUCUUCUCUCUCUACUCUGCCCUCCCCUCCCCUCCCCUCCCCCUCUCCUUCCCCUCUUCUCUCUCUACUGCCCUCCCCUCCCCCUCCCCCUCCCCCCCUCUCCUUCCCCUCUUCUCUCCUACUCCCUCCCCUCCCCCCUCCUUCCCCUCUUCUCUCUCUACUUUUCCCCUCCCCCUCCCCUCUCCUCUCCUUCCCCUCUUCUCUCUCUACUGCCCUCCCCUCCCACUCCCCUCCCCUCCCCCUCCCCUCCCCCCUCCUCCCCUCUUCUCCCUCUACUGCCCUCCCCAUUUUACAUUUACAUUUUAGUCAUUUAGCAGACACUCUUAUCCAGAGCGACUUACAGUUAGUGAGUGCAUACAUUUUAUGUAUAUAUAUUUAAAAAAAUACUGCCCCCCCCCCCGUGGGAAUCGAACCCACAACCCUGGCGUUGCAAGCGCCAUGCUCUACCAACUGAGCUUAACUCUACUGCCUCCCUCCCCUCCCCCUCCCCUCCCCCCCCUCCCCCUCCCCCUCCCCUCCCCCCCCCCUCCCCUCCCCCUCCCCUCCCCCUCUCCUUCCCCUCUUCUCCCUCUACUGCCCUCCCCUCCCCCUUUCCUUCCCCUCUUCUCCCUCUACUCUGCCCUCCCCCUCCCCCCCCUCCCCUCCCCCCCCCCUCCCCUCCCCCUCCCCCUCUCCUUCCCCUCCCUUCUCCCUCUACUUGCCCUCCCCUCCCCUCUCCUCCCUCUCCUCUCUACUGCCCUCCCCCUCCCCUCCCCCCUCCCCCCUUUUUCUCUCCUACUGCCCUCCCCUCCCCCUCCCCCUCCCCUCCCCCUCCCCUCCCCCCCCUCCCCCUUUUCUUCCUCCCUCUCCCCUCCCUCCCCCCCCUCCCCUCCCCUCCCCCCUCCUCUCCCCUCUUCUUCUUCUCCCUCUACUGCCCUCCCCUCCCCCUCCCCUCCCCCUCUCCUUCCCCUCUUCUCCCUCCCUCCCCCUCUUCCCCUCUCCCCUCCCCCUCCCUUCCCCUUCUUCCCCCUCUACUCUCUCCCUCCCCUCCCUCCUGCCCCUCCCCCCCUCCCCCUCCCCCUCCCCUCCCCCUCCCCCUCCCCUCCCCUCCCCUCCCCUCUACUCCCUCUCCCCCCUCCCCCUCCCCCUCCCCCUCUCCUUCCCCUCUUCUCCCUCUCUACCCCCCCCUCCCCCUCUUCUCCCUCUACUAACCCUCCCCUUCUUCCUUCCCACCCUCCUCUCCCCUGCUCUCACAGUGGUCUCAUUCAUCCUACCAUGGCUGUACUUUGCUACUCUGCCUUUUUCUCUGCUAAUUAGUGUCAGAGCUCUCUCUCUCUCUCCGUCUCUUUCUUUUCUCUCUCUGUCUUUGUUCCCCCCUCUCUCUCUCUGUCUUUUCCUCGCUGGUUAUCUCUGUCGCUCUCUACCCCUCUUUCUCUAUGUCUCUCUCUCCUCUCUCUCUCCUCUCUCUCUCUCUCUCUUCUCUCGUCUCUCUCUCUCUUCCUCUCUCUCUCUCUCUCUCAGUAUGUUCUUUCUUUCUCACGGCAGUAGAGAAUAGUAGGGAUUGUUCUUGAAAAGCGGUCAGUCAGUUAGUCAAAAUGUCCUCUCUCUCUCUCUCUCUCUCCUCUCUCUCUCUCUCUCUCUCUCUCUCUCAGUCAGUAUAAUAGAGAUAUAAUGCCCUGUGGAAAGACGGAUAUUGAGGGCGCUGUAGGCAGGCAUUUUGUUGUUGUUGUUCUUUGUUUAGCCCAUGAUCUCCUUGUAAUACUGUAACGAUCAAGUCUGAGCCCAUGAUCUCCUUGUAAUACUGUAACAGUCAAGUCUGAGCCCAUGAUCUCCUUGUAAUACUAUAACAGUCAAGUCUGAGCCCAUGAUCUCCUUGUAAUACUGUAACAGUCAAGUCUGAGCCCAUGAUCUCCUUGUAAUACUGUAACAGUCAAGUCUGAGCCCAUGAUCUCCUUGUAAUACUAUAACACUCAAGUCUGAGCCCAUGAUCUCCUUGUAAUACUGUAACAGUCAAGUCUGAGCCCAUGAUCUCCUUGUAAUACUGUAACAGUCAAGUCUGAGCCCAUGAUCUCCUUGUAAUACUAUAACAGUCAAGUCUGAGCCCAUGAUCUCCUUGUAAUACUAUAACAGUCAAGUCUGAGCCCAUGAUCUCCUUGUAAUACUGUAACAAUCAAGUCUGAGCCCAUGAUCUCCUUGUAAUAAUAUAACAGUCAAGUCUGAGCCCAUGAUCUCCUUGUAAUACUGUAACAGUCAAGUCUGAGCCCAUGAUCUCCUUGUAAUACUAUAACAGUCAAGUCUGAGCCCAUGAUCUCCUCGUAAUACUGUAACAGUCAAGUCUGAGCCCAUGAUCUCCUUGUAAUACUAUAACAGUCAAGUCUGAGCCCAUGAUCUCCUUGUAAUACUAUAACAGUCAAGUCUGAGCCCAUGAUCUCCUUGUAAUACUAUAACAGUCAAGUCUGAGCCCAUGAUCUCAUUUUAAUACUAGAACAGUCAAGUCUGAGCCCAUGAUCUCAUUUUAAUACUAGAACAGUCAAGUCUGAGCCCAUGAUCUCCUUGUAAUAAUGUAACAGUCAAGUCUGAGCCCAUGAUCUCCUUGUAAUACUAUAACAGUCAAGUCUGAGCCCAUGAUCUCCUUGUAAUACUGUAACAGUCAAGUCUGAGCCCAUGAUCUCCUUGUAAUACUAUAACAGUCAAGUCUGAGCCCAUGAUCUCCUUGUAAUACUAUAACAGUCAAGUCUGAGCCCAUGAUCUCCUUGUAAAACUAUAACAGUCAAGUCUGAGCCCAUGAUCUCCUUGUAAUACUAUAACAGUCAAGUCUGAGCCCAUGAUCUCCUUGUAAUACUGUAACAGUCAAGUCUGAGCCCAUGAUCUCCUUGUAAUACUAUAAUAGUCAAGUCUGAGCCCAUGAUCUCCUUGUAAUACUAUAACAGUCAAGUCUGAGCCCAUGAUCUCCUUGUAAUACUGUAACAGUCAAGUCUGAGCCCAUGAUCUCCUUGUAAUACUAUAACAGUCAAGUCUGAGCCCAUGAUCUCCUUGUAAUACUAUAACAGUCAAGUCUGAGCCCAUGAUCUCCUUGUAAAACUAUAACAGUCAAGUCUGAGCCCAUGAUCUCCUUGUAAUACUGUAACAGUCAAGUCUGAGCCCAUGAUCUCCUUGUAAUACUAUAACAGUCAAGUCUGAGCCCAUGAUCUCCUUGUAAUACUAUAACAGUCAAGUCUGAGCCCAUGAUCUCCUCGUAAUACUGUAACAGUCAAGUCUGAGCCCAUGAUCUCCUUGUAAUACUAUAACAGUCAAGUCUGAGCCCAUGAUCUCCUUGUAAUACUAUAACAGUCAAGUCUGAGCCCAUGAUCUCCUUGUAAUACUAUAACAGUCAAGUCUGAGCCCAUGAUCUCCUUGUAAUACUAUAACAGUCAAGUCUGAGCCCAUGAUCUCCUUGUAAUACUGUAACAGUCAAGUCUGAGCCCAUGAUCUCCUUGUAAUACUAUAACAGUCAAGUCUGAGCCAUGAUCUCCUUGUAAUACUAUAACAGUCAAGUCUGAGCCCAUGAUCUCCUUGUAAAACUAUAACAGUCAAGUCUGAGCCCAUGAUCUCCUUGUAAUACUGUAACAGUCAAGUCUGAGCCCAUGAUCUCCUUGUAAUACUAUAACAGUCAAGUCUGAGCCCAUGAUCUCCUUGUAAUACUAUAACAGUCAAGUCUGAGCCCAUGAUCUCCUCGUAAUACUGUAACAGUCAAGUCUGAGCCCAUGAUCUCCUUGUAAUACUAUAACAGUCAAGUCUGAGCCCAUGAUCUCCUUGUAAUACUAUAACAGUCAAGUCUGAGCCCAUGAUCUCCUUGUAAUACUAUAACAGUCAAGUCUGAGCCCAUGAUCUCCUUGUAAUACUAUAACAGUCAAGUCUGAGCCCAUGAUCUCCUUGUAAUACUGUAACAGUCAAGUCUGAGCCCAUGAUCUCCUUGUAAUACUAUAACAGUCAAGUCUGAGCCCAUGAUCUCCUUGUAAUACUAUAACAGUCAAGUCUGAGCCCAUGAUCUCCUUGUAAUACUAUAACAGUCAAGUCUGAGCCCAUGAUCUCCUUGUAAUACUAUAACAGUCAAGUCUGAGCCCAUGAUCUCCUUGUAAUACUGCAACAGUCAAGUCUGAGCCCAUGAUCUCCUUGUAAUACUAUAACAGUCAAGUCUGAGCCCAUGAUCUCCUUGUAAUACUAUAACAGUCAAGUCUGAGCCCAUGAUCUCCUUGUAAUACUAUAACAGUCAAGUCUGAGCCCAUGAUCUCCUUGUAAUACUGUAACAGUCAAGUCUGAGCCCAUGAUCUCCUUGUAAUACUAUAACAGUCAAGUCUGAGCCCAUGAUCUCCUUGUAAUACUAUAACAGUCAAGUCUGAGCCCAUGAUCUCCUUGUAAUACUAUAACAGUCAAGUCUGAGCCCAUGAUCUCCUUGUAAUACUAUAACAGUCAAGUCUGAGCCCAUGAUCUCCUUGUAAUACUGUAACAGUCAAGUCUGAGCCCAUGUUCUCCUUGUAAUACUAUAACAGUCAAGUCUGAGCCCAUGAUCUCCUUGUAAAACUAUAACAGUCAAGUCUGACUGUGUCUGGUGUCUUUUCCACAGCAGAACCUACCACUUACUUUUUUGUAGCCCAGGACAUGGUUUAGGUCUGAGUGAACAGGAGAAGGUUUAGGUCUGAGUGAGGAGAAGGUUUAGGUCUGAGUGAACUGGAGAAGGUUUAGGUCUGAGUGAACAGGAGAAGGUUUAGGUCUGAGUGAACUGGAGAAGAUUUAGGUCUGAGUGAACAGGAGAAGGUUUAGGUCUGAGUGAACAGGAGAAGGUUUAGGUCUGAGUGAACAGGAGAAGGUUUAGGUCUGAGUGAACAGGAGAAGGUUUAGGUCUGAGUGAACAGGAGAAGGUUUAGGUCUGAGUGAACAGGAGAAGGUUUAGGUCUGAGUGAACAGGAGAAGGUUUAGGUCUGAGUGAACAGAAGGUUUAGGUCUGAAUAAACAGAAGGUUUAGGUCUGAGUGAAUAAACAGAAGGUUUAGGUCUGAGUGAAAAUCCAUUGUUAGGGAACACUCUUGUAUAUUAGGAUUGUUACCUCUUGUAAUUUAUAUCUGUAAACUAGGGGCUCUAUUCAAUCUGGAUCGCUGAAGCAUUACAGACUUUGUUAUGUAAAGGUAAUUUCCGAUUGAGCACAGUCUCCACUAUUGGGGGAACAUUGUCUUUAAAUUUCAAUCACACUGUAACGCUGAAUACGGAUUGAUACGGAUUGAAUAGAGAAAUAGUUUUCAUUCAUGUCUCCAGAUUACAUUAUGGAACAAUAAAGUUUGACUGUAUCCUGUCUCUUGUGUCCACAGUGGGACCUACCACUCCAGGGAUGAGAGCACAGACAGCGGUCUGAGCAUGAGCAGCUACAGCGUCCCGCGUACCCCCGACGACUUCCUCAACAGUGUGGACGAGAUGGACACUGGUGAGACUAAAUAGCGUCCUAUUCUAUGUAGUGCACUACUUUUGACCAGGGCCCCCAUAGGGAAAAAGUCUGAUGACUCAAUCUCCUCUUUAACGCUUCUCACAAAGUGUUGACAACAGUUACAUUUUGUCAAGCAUUAAAAAUACCUAUUUAGUCAAGGUCAAUAUGGGACGUUAUUGGGACAUAAAUCCAAUCCAUUAUUAUAAGAUUAUUAUUAUUAUUAUUAUUAUUAUUAUUACUAUUAUUAUUAUUAUUAUUAUCGUAAUGUAUAUUACAUGAUAUCAUAAUUCAUUCUAACCACGUCGUAACGUAUUUAUGUCGUCGUUUGGCAUCAUCAGGGGACGCCCUGCCGGCCUCCAUUGGGACGCAGCCCAGCCGUUUCCCUGACUACCUGGACACCAUCCCGGGGACGGACGUGGACCUCGGCACGCUGGAGAGCGAGAGCAUGGCCAUGGAGGGGGAGGAGCUCAUGCCUAGUCUCCAGGAAGCCCUUAGCUCCGACAUCCUGAACGAUAUGGAGUCAGUCCUGGCCGCCACAAAGAUCGACAAGGAGAGCUUCCUCACAUGGUUAUAACGUGGUUAUAACGUGGUUAUAACACGUUUAUAGAACAAGCUGGACCCUUAUAUGGUAUACAGCGGGGGGUUUCCAAACUUUUUUUUUUCUCUCUGUGACCUACUAACUGAGGUGGGUGUUGAGUCGUGACCCACCAAUAGGACUUGAGCAGUGGAACUACAUAUUCUGACCUACAGAACCACUGGUAUAUUAGGAGAGGGAUGACAGGAGCCUGGAAUGGGAUGAUGGGUUCUAGAGAGAGAGAGAGAGAGAGACGCUACAUCCUCUCCGCACUAAGUCUACACUCUGAACUGCUGCCUAGUCAAACUAGAUGAUUUGAUACAACAAAGACAUUUCAACCAACCUUCUUCCUCCCUGGACAUGUAUGAUAUCUGUCGUCGGUCAGCAUACACAAUGAUAGCUGGCUGAACUCUCUUUUCGACAGUGCUACUCUGUUAUUUAUGCUUGUUUCUAUAUCUUACUUUUUUGUUGUCUGUGUCUUCAAGGCUGGCCCAUGAACAGACAAUUUAUUCAAGGGUCCCCAAAUCUUUUCACACGGCUAGCCUUGUGCUUCAUCUAGGACUAUACCUGGAGCAGGAGAGCUGCUCAUUUUUCGACCCCACCAUCACUUCAAGGGAGUCUUUACCUGCUGGCCGGCCGGCUGGCACUAGGCAAGGCAAAGGGCUUGGUGCUCUCCUUCUCCCCUAACCCCCACUAGGCAAGGCAAAGGGCUUGGUGCUCUCCUUCUCCCCUAACCCCCACUAGGCAAGGCAAAGGGCUUGGUGCUCUCCUUCUCCCCUAACCCCCACUAGGCAAGGCAAAGGGCUUGAUGCUCUCCUUCUCCCCUAACCCCCACGACCCCCAGACUGUAUCUGAGCUGGGCAGCUUCCUCCAUGUGCUCCUCUCCCCUUGCCCCCAGGCUGACUGCUGAGAGAGAUCUGGCUGAUGGACGAGACUAGUACUCUGCAUACAUACAGACAGACGGACAUACAGAGACAGACAGACAUACAGACAGACGGACAUACAGAGACAGACGGACAUACAGACAGACGGACAUACAGAGACAGAAAGACAAAGACUGACGGACGGACGGACGAACGGGAAGACAGGACUUCCACAACAAGCAGUGACCACCCGGAGCUUCUUGUUCUGGUGCCUUUACUCUACAACAAAUGUGCAAAAUGUCAAAAUCAAGCAUUUUGGCCUGCAACUAUCACAACAACAACAAGGAGGGACUGUCUAGUCCACAACACAGUGAGAAGCGGCAGCAGCUCAACCUUUCGUAGCUGUCUGGGACGACUCCUGCUUCCUGCCGUCUCAUUCAAAGUGUCUUGGGAAAAUGUAUGAACAUCAUAUACUCCUGCUUCCUGCUUCCUGGCUUUUUUUCUUUUUAUUAAUGUCUUUUACAUUUUUAUAGUUUUUAUUUGUUGUUAUUAACGAUGAGUCUGGGAAAACCAAAAAUGAUGUAUCUGAAGUUAGGGAAAGAACUACUGAUUUGGAAGGUUAAGUUAGGUUAGGUUAAGUUAGGUUAAGUUAGAUUAGGUUAAGUGAGGUUAGGUUAAGUUAGGUUAGGUUCAGUUAGGUUAGGUUAAGUUAGGGCUAAAUCCCAAAUGGCACUUAUUCCCUACACAGUGCACUACUUUUGACCAGAGCUCUGUGGCCACUGGUCAAAAUUAGUGUACUAUAUAGGGAAUAGGGUGCCAUUUGGGACAAAGUCUAGGUUACACAUGUUAGGACAUGUUAGGACCGUGUGGUGGUGAUGGGGGGUGGGCUGGAGCAGGACAUGUUAGGACCGUGUGGUGGUGAUGGGGGAUGGGCUGGAGCAGGACAUGUUAGGACCGUGUGGUGGUGAUGGGGGAUGGGCUGGAGCAGGACAUGUUAGGACCGUGUGGUGGUGAUGGGGGGGUGGGCUGGAGCAGGACAUGUUAGGACCGUGUGGUGGUGAUGGGGGGUGGGCUGGAGCAGGACAUGUUAGGACCGUGUGGUGGUGAUGGGGGGUGGGCUGGAGCAGGACAUGUUAGGACCGUGUGGUGGUGAUGGGGGGUGGGCUGGAGCAGGACAUGUUAGGACCGUGUGGUGGUGAUGGGGGAUGGGCUGGAGCAGGACAUGUUAGGACCGUGUGGUGGUGAUGGGGGGGCUGGAGCAGGACAUGUUAGGACCGUGUGGUGGUGAUGGGGGAUGGGCUGGAGCAGGACAUGUUAGGACCGUGUGGUGGUGAUGGGGGGUGGGCUGGAGCAGGACAUGUUAGGACCGUGUGGUGGUGAUGGGGGGUGGGCUGGAGCAGGACAUGUUAGGACCGUGUGGUGGUGAUGGGGGGUGGGCUGGAGCAGGACAUGUUAGGACCGUGUGGUGGUGAUGGGGGGUGGGCUGGAGCAGGACAUGUUAGGACCGUGUGGUGGUGAUGGGGGGUGGGCUGGAGCAGGACAUGUUAGGACCGUGUGGUGGUGAUGGGGUGGGCUGGAGCAGGACAUGUUAGGACCGUGUGGUGGUGAUGGGGGGUGGGCUGGAGCAGGACAUGUUAGGACCGUGUGGUGGUGAUGGGGGUGGGCUGGAGCAGGACAUGUUAGGACCGUGUGGUGGUGAUGGGGGGUGGGCUGGAGCCUGGGCCGGGGACCUCGUAUACUAAAAUCAUACUGCUGCUUGGCUGUGCCAGCGUGUCUAUAACUUAAACCUGUCAUUGUCAAAUCAAGUGGCUUCAGUUGUAUUUCUUUGGGAGAAGAAGAGGAACAAAAGCAAAAAAGCAACACCAAGUUUUCUGUAUUGUAGUGUAUUGUAGUGUAUUGUAGUGUAUUGUAGUGUAUUGUAGUGUAUUGUAGUGUAUUGUAGUGUAUUGUGUAUCGUGACGUCGAGCAAUAAUGAUGUAUCUAAGAAAUUGUAUUAUUGACGAACAAACCACACUCUCCUCUACUUACCCUAAUGUUCAAUAAUCAAAAGUAUAUUUCUGUUGUUAAAGGUUUUAUAAAAACGUGUUAUUAUGAUGGGGCUUUUUUUUUAUGAAUCCUAUCUUCUUUAUAUUUCAGUCUUAUUCAAGCCUGAUUCACUGUUGCUUUGUUGUAUCUUUUAGUAAUCUUCUAUGUUUGUUAGGUUAUUACAUGAUAUUAGAUCAAAUUGCUUUUUUUGGUUUACUUUAGCUUGUUGUUUUAUAGGUGGAUUGAUAUGUUUUAA
Messenger RNA from Coregonus sp. 'balchen', 14040 nucleotides. The record is from the annotation of a GenBank genome assembly. NCBI's taxonomy places the organism in Eukaryota, Metazoa, Chordata, Actinopteri, Salmoniformes, Salmonidae.